This is a messenger RNA of Podarcis raffonei (Aeolian wall lizard), 3199 nucleotides long. It is a transcript of the gene GFRA2, whose product is annotated as GDNF family receptor alpha 2. Gene Ontology annotation, biological process: nervous system development. Gene Ontology annotation, molecular function: signaling receptor activity. The record is from RefSeq and is a predicted model, not a curated record. NCBI's taxonomy places the organism in Eukaryota, Metazoa, Chordata, Lepidosauria, Squamata, Lacertidae. Gene Ontology annotation, cellular component: external side of plasma membrane; signaling receptor complex.
CCCGCGGCCGCCAGAGCGAGCCGAGCGCCGUCCUCGUUGUCGUCGUCGGGGAGGCGGAGAGCGCGGAGAGGCGGCGCGGCAUGGAGCCUCCGCUCUGAGCUCCGCUCCGUCGUCGUGGAAGAGGCAGGCAGGCAAGAUGCUGCCGGCGGAGCGGCGGGCGGCGCCUCCGCCUCGCGGGGACUGAGGAGCAGGGCGGCGGCGGCAGGACGGGCGGACGGAGCCGUGAGAGCGCACGGAGCGCGGGAGCUGCUGCUGCUGCCUUGGCGGAGCCGCCGCCGGUCCCGGGGACGAUUUGCCUGCCAUGAUCGCCGCCGGCGUGCUCUGCCUCUUCCUCUGCCUGGACAAGAUGUUGCACACCUGGGCUGCUUCCUCCUCGAUGACCACCCAGGACUUCCACACCUGGCGGAUCCCUGUGGACUGUGUCCGCGCCAACGAGCUGUGUGCGGCCGAGCCCAGCUGCAGCUCCCGUUACCGCACGCUGCGCCAGUGUGUGGCGGGGCGUGACCGCAACACCAUGCUGGCCAACAAGGAGUGCCAGGCAGCGCUGGAGGUGCUACAGGAGAGCCCCCUCUACGACUGCCACUGCAAGCGCGGGAUGAAGAAGGAGCUCCUGUGCCUUCAGAUCUACUGGAGUAUACACCUUGGCUUGACAGGGGGAGAAGAGUUUUAUGAAGCUUCCCCCUACGAACCAGUCACCUCUCGUCUCACUGAUAUAUUCAGACUCGCUUCAAUUGUCUCAGGGAUGGAUUCGACUGCCAAUGCCAAAAGCAACCACUGCCUCGACGCGGCCAAAGCCUGCAACCUGAACGACAAUUGCAAGCGCCUCCGCUCGAGCUACAUCUCCAUCUGCAACAAGGAGAUCUCCUCCACCGAGCGCUGCAACCGCCGCAAGUGCCACAAAGCCCUGCGCCAGUUCUUUGACCGCGUGCCCCACGAGUACACCUACCGGCUGCUCUUCUGCUCCUGCAGGGACCAGGCGUGCGCCGAGCGACGCCGGCAGACCAUCGUCCCCCAUUGCUCCUACGAGGACAAGGAGAAGCCCAACUGCCUGGAGCUCCGCAGCCUGUGCAGGUCGGACCCCCUCUGCCGGUCAAGGCUGGCAGAUUUCCACACGAAUUGCCAAGCCUCUUUCCAGUCACUGACCAGCUGCCCUGGGGACAAUUACCAGGCUUGUCUUGGUUCCUACGCAGGCCUAAUAGGGUUGGAUAUGACACCCAACUAUGUCGACUCCAGCACUGCCAACCUCGUCGUGUCCCCGUCGUGCUCCUGCCGGGGCAGUGGCAACAUGGAGGAAGAGUGUGAGAAGUUCCUGAAGGACUUCAUGGAAAACCCCUGCCUGCGAAAUGCCAUCCAGGCUUUUGGCAACGGCACGGACCGGCCUCUCCCGCCGAUUCAACACAUCACCUUGCCGCCCAAGAUGGAGACAUCAACAUAUGACGCCAAUGACAGCAACACCAUCUACGACACAGGUGUGACCACCACUUCAGCCUCCAUCCAGAAGUCGCUGACCACAGACAUGAUCCCGGAACAGAAGACGUUUGUGGACACAGUGGAUCUGGCAUCCGGCCUGCUGUCCCAGGGACCCUCUUUGCUCUCCCUCUCCUCCUUUUGAUAGCGGCAUUAUAGAAGAAAAGAGGGAUGAGUGCUCUGAGGGGGUGGGGGAAGGCGCAGCCCAAACUUUUGCGCAUGCAGAGAUGGACAAAGACACCUUGAAAACGUUUCCUUCGGCCGUUUGGCCUUCCGGAGUCUCUGCUUUCGAAAAGGCACGGCGGCAAGUUUUGCGGGAGCUUUGACAGGACAAUUUCCCCCAGGAAAUCCGUGCUGAGGGAGCACUUAAACGCCGGGAAUUCUGCAUACUCAAAGAAGGGUUUUUUUCCGCUUUGUGUUUCUUUUUGGUUUGAAGUGUCUAGAGCAAGAGUCCGAGUCUCCCAUUGUGUCCAAAUACAUCCAUGUUUGAAGGGGGUCGCAAAUGGCGUUUCAAAGAAGCGCGCUUGCUUUUGCAAGCGGUUGGAGAAUCUCGCGGAGGCUGACUCUGGACGGAGAGACUGAGCCAAUUGUGGCUUAUGCGCCUUAGUUUGCCAAACUGCUUUGCAGGGCAAGAGACAGCUAUGUCCCUUCCCCCCUGUCCCCCCAGUUUCCAUACCAUUCCUUUUUGCUGCUUGGGAAAAAAACACACACACACAACUGUUUCCUUCCUCCCCUCAGCCAAGCUUGGCUUCCGUCACCCACAGAAGUGUCUUAACUUUCUCCUCUUGAAGCAGAAGGUGGAGAAGAUGUUUGUGCAGCUGGUGGGGGGCAGGGGGGCCCUCCAGGAGUGCAAGGAGCACUGUGAAAUGAGCGGCAACACCCCAUGAUUUUCUAGGCCUUCAGGACAGCCUUCCUGAUAGCAAACCCAGUCAAGUCUCAUGGUGGAACAAAAAGCGUAUCGGACAGGUUCAGAGGAGAUACCCCGUUCUGCUGUUUCUUCUGAUUCCCUUCCUCUCUCUUUUCUAGGAUUUUUGCUGUCCAAGAGGUGAAACUUCUCCUCUUCUCAAGGUUGCCCCAAUGUCACUUUGGGUUCCUGAUGGAUGGAAGCAGCCAUAGCUGGCAACCAGCAUUCAUUGCUCUCCUUUGAUCCUAGGCAUAUCUAGCAUAUGUAUAUCAAGAGAGACCUGCUUCUUUAUAUACCGUAUUUUUUGCUCUAUGACUCACCUUUUCCCUCCUAAAAAGUAAGGGGAAAUGUGUGUACGUCUUAUGGAGCGAAUGCAGGCUGCGCAGCUAUCCCAGAAGCCAGAACAGCAAGAGGGAUUGCUGCUGCGCAGCGAUCCCUCUUGCUGUUCUGGCUUCUGAGAUUCAGAAUAUUUUUUUUCUUGUUUUCCUCCUCCAAAAACUAGGUGCGUCUUGUGGACUGGUGCGCCUUAUAGAGCGAAAAAAUACGGUACAUAUGGAUAUACGUAACCAAACACAUAACCUGGAUAGGGUUCCUUUAGCUUUCCUGUCUUCUUUUUUAAGGGUCAAAACCACAACAAAAAUGUAUUAUUGUAAAGUUUUUUUCUCCAAUUAUUAUUUAACCAAUGUCUACAACAGGGAACAAAAUAUCUCUGCCCUCCAUGUGCAAGAUGACCUCCUCCAGAGCCCUGGGGCUGGUGGGGGCAUUGGCAAGAGGAGAGCGGUUGGGAGUGCUUAACCAGUAUCUAAAAUAAACAUACCAAGAAGCAAA